AUGACGACCCAGCGCAAGCGCUUCUUCAGCUUCAUCCUCAAUGAUUUCGUCCGCGUACCGGUCACCACCCAUGCCAUGCGCUGCAUCGACAAGGCUGGCGGUAUCGACGCCUACCUGCUGACUAGCCAUCCGCGCAAGUUCGAGGACAGUGAACUCGCGCAGUCCCUGCGCCAGCGCCUGAUUGACCAGGUCGGUGGGUCUCUCGAGGAUGCGGUCCAACGCGCCCGGCUGACGGUCAAGUAUGGCCUGGAUGCCUCGUACGAGGCCAAGCCUGCCGUCGCCACCACCAAUCGGCUCCUCCAGCAGCAGCGCCUCGGUGCUGGGGCUUUCACCGGUGACCUGAGCAGCGUCCUGUACCACCAGGUGGAUCCGCAGAAGGAGGACAUGAUCUCUGCGGCCCAGCUGCAGGCCGCCGAGGAGAUGGCUGCCUCGCAUGCCGCCGCGCGCGCCGAGUUCUUCAACGCCUCUGACUCCGACUCCGCGGAGGAUGAGGAGAUUGUCGACAAGUAG
This is a messenger RNA of Fonticula alba, 510 nucleotides long. RefSeq lists its product as hypothetical. Gene Ontology annotation, cellular component: mitochondrial large ribosomal subunit. The transcript has 2 exons. The coding region runs from base 1 to 510 and encodes 169 amino acids. Lineage: Eukaryota; Rotosphaerida; Fonticulaceae. Gene Ontology annotation, molecular function: structural constituent of ribosome. The record is from RefSeq and is a predicted model, not a curated record.